UUCCAGCGAGCUCACUGCACCACUGCUUUAGACGAGUCUAAGUCCCUCGGUGUCCUAGUAGUUCUCUCGCUGAAAGAAUUUCGAAUCUUCGAAAAUGAAAGUGCUGCUUCUCUGCGGACUCGUGCUCGCCGGAGCAUUCAUAGCUGAAGCUGCCGAUGGUAAAGAACUGUGUGGCAUGAGCCAUGACGGAAUCAAGGAUGUCAUGAAGUGCAUGGCUGAACAUGCGCCGCCUCAGAUGAAAGAAAAGGCUUUCGAGAUCAUUGGCGAGAAGGGAGACCACAUGGCCGAGACGAUCAAGAAGCAAUGCGAGUCGGGUGUAGACUUCGGCGAGAUGGUUUCGGCUGUUUUCUCGGAGAGAGUUGCGGAAGGUAUUAAGGCGGCCUACCGUCAGUGCGUGCCACCCUCCCCGUUGUGAGCAGCAGGAUCCAGAAGGAAGCAAGACUGCUCUUGUAGGCUCGUGCAAUGCAAGCCAAAAUAAAUGCGGAAGUGGAACGUA
This is a messenger RNA of Dermacentor andersoni, 496 nucleotides long. RefSeq lists its product as uncharacterized. The record is from RefSeq and is a predicted model, not a curated record. NCBI's taxonomy places the organism in Eukaryota, Metazoa, Arthropoda, Arachnida, Ixodida, Ixodidae.